AUGCUCCAGAGAGACAUGUGUUCCCCGAAAACAAGUACCCUUCCUUCAUCUUCUACCACUCCCAGCCUGCCUCCUCCCCACGUGCAGGAAGAUAAAACCCUGGUGGCUGCCACGCUUUUGGCCCUGGAGACGGGGGACUUAACUCCACUGAUAAAGGAGGAACUCAAAUAUACUAUACAAUCUAGACGUGUAUCGGCAGGCAAAAAGGAACUUCGAGUCGGCUUUAGGCAGCCUCAGACAUAUAAGUUGACGCCCGAUGAAGUGAUAAGGGUGGAGAGGAGAAGAGAACAAAAUCGACUCGCAGCCCAGAAAUUCCGACGAAAGCAGAAGAACGAGUCAGAGCGGAUACAGAAACUUGAAACAGCGAACACAAAGCUACGGGAGGAACUUCGAUGUCUAAGGGAGGAACAAAGUCAGCUCUUCUAUCGCUGGACGUCACAUGUGUCCGUUUGUCCAGCAAGACUGGACAACCACGGACCCGAUACCAACGCAUACGUCCUCGGACACGGUACCCCCGGGGUCGACGUCACCUGA
Messenger RNA from Ylistrum balloti, 534 nucleotides. RefSeq lists its product as uncharacterized. Lineage: Eukaryota; Metazoa; Mollusca; Bivalvia; Pectinida; Pectinidae. The transcript has 3 exons. Gene Ontology annotation, cellular component: nucleus. Gene Ontology annotation, molecular function: RNA polymerase II cis-regulatory region sequence-specific DNA binding; DNA-binding transcription factor activity, RNA polymerase II-specific. Bases 1 to 534 code for a protein of 177 amino acids. The record is from RefSeq and is a predicted model, not a curated record. Gene Ontology annotation, biological process: regulation of transcription by RNA polymerase II.